AUGUUUACAUUUGCCUGGGGCCUGUACAGCGCGCUCUUUACGGAUCGCACGUACAAGGUGCUUAUUGUUGGUCUCGAGUCCUCCGGCAAGACGACACUGCUGGAACAGGUGAAAUGUGUUUACGCAACGAGCAGUAGUGCUGCUUCGCAGGGGAGGUUGGGCGUGGAGAGUUCCGUCAUGCCCACGCCGGCGCCUGUAAGCGUCAUGAAGGCAAAAUGCAUACGCCCCACUGUAGGUUUGAAUAUGAACCGCAUCACCCACCGCACCAUUCCGGCGCGCCUGUCGGCGUCCUCGAGACAUGGGAGUUUGAGUCACGACAAAGAUGAUGAUGUGCCGAGUUCCAGGUCCACAAACUCGCUGUCCUCAAGUGUGCCGCUUAGUGCCUUCACACCGGUCACCACACGGCUCAUGCUGUGGGACGUGGGUGGCUCAAUGCUGAAGCUUUGGGCAAACUAUUUUGCCUCCUGCCAUGGUGUCAUUUUUGUGGUGGAUAGCACUAUAGGGACCACCGCCGCUGCAGGUGCAAGUGCCUCUGCCCCUCUGGCGGCGGUGGCGGAGGUUGGCGAGCAGGCCGCCGCAUCCUCGGGGCGGUCGUGUGUGAGCUCAUUGGACGCGGAGAAUCUGAGCUCCACCUUUUCCCCAGACGGGAUCGUGACGUCACUGGUGUCGGCUCCGUGCGCCGCGGCGGAGAGGGCGGAGUCGCCGGCGCCCCACCAGAUGGAAGAAAAACGGAGAAGUGUUCAGCGCCAGGCCUUCGCGCGGAACGCGGCUGUGCUCCGUGCGUUAUUUCGUCACCCACUCUUGACGAACGCACCGCUGCUGAUUCUAUCGAACAAGGCCGAUGUCGUGGGUCACUGCCCGCUCGCUGAGGUGCAGGAGGCUCUUGGCUUGGUUGAAUUGGCCCUUAUGCACGAGUUGUAUGAUAGAGGGAGUGCGAGUGGGAAGUCUCACUCUGCGGCGACGGCGGACGACGCGGAUGAGUUCUUUGACCCCCUGCCGGUUAGUGACCACCCGCGCAACGGCGUGGACGCCGCCGGGACGAGCGGUAUUGGAAGCAAAAUCAUGCGGCUGGCAGAGGUGAGUGCGCUGGACGGUUCUGGGGUACGAGAGGCGAUGGAUUGGCUUGUGUUUCAGAUGCGGGACAACGCGCGGGAGGUGGUGGAAAAUGACAAGUGA
Molecule: messenger RNA, 1176 nt
Organism: Trypanosoma conorhini
Lineage: Eukaryota; Euglenozoa; Kinetoplastea; Trypanosomatida; Trypanosomatidae
Product: Arf/Sar family, other
Exons: 1
Coding region: 1-1176 (391 amino acids)
Biological process (GO): protein localization to organelle; intracellular protein transport; Golgi to plasma membrane protein transport
Cellular component (GO): Golgi apparatus
Molecular function (GO): GTP binding; GTPase activity
Source: RefSeq, a predicted model, not a curated record